CAAAAAGUGGAAGAGGCCGUCAGGCAGACGUUCAACCGCCAUGACUUUUCCAAGAGCCUUCUAUCUGGCAUCACUCCUGGAUGGGACGUGCGCUGAAGACACUAGUUGGCGAAGAUCUGUCAGGCGCCAUGUCUCCAUUCAUGGCCAUGCCAGAAUGAGUGCCUCUUUGACAAUGGGCACGAGAUUUCAUGCAACUGUAGCCUGGGCAAUUGCAAGCCCACAGUAGUCCACGCCAGUAGCUCCAAUCUUGGACUAUGAGCCUUUGUUCCAGAAGGCUGAUGGCUACCUUCCUGGGGCUUGACUUUGUGGAGCAGCGGCAGAGCGGAAAGCUGGAGAUCCUAGGUGCAGGCUUCUCUGGGUCUGGUGCCAAGUCACUACAAAUAGCACUGGAAAAACUGGGCCACAAAAUCUACGACAUUCGCUCUAUCAUUCAGUGGGGCCAUGCAUCUGCCUGGAUUGCGACGGCCAAAGAGUUGCGAGAUGGAAAUCGCAGCCGUUUGGAGCAGAUGCUUUCAAUGCUGGAAGACUUGGGUUACACCGCCACGAUGGACUUCCCCAUGAAUCUGUUUGCUUCUGAAAUAGCUGAAACGCGGCCUUCCACCAAGGUCAUCAUGACUGUGAGGCGAGAUGAAGAAUGGGUGACUUCUUGGGCCAACAUGAAUGAUAUCCUGUCGCCGUUGGUCGUGAGACCGUGGAACUGGUUGCUGGAUUUGAAGUUCAACCAGCAGCUGCUGAAGGUGCUUUGGGACUUCGACUGGCCUUUUCCCAGCUAUCCUGAUCACAUUUGGCGACCACUCCCUUGGUUUGAGAUUGUCACCAGUCUUCCUGCCUUCGCAGCUGAGAAGCGAGAGGACUGGGUUUCUUUGCAUCGGCAAGUUCGUUUGAGGCUGGAACAGAACGUCUCUUCAAAGCGCUUCCUGGUCUUUGAAGUCCAAAGCGGCUGGCAACCCUUGUUAGAAUUCCUGGCGGUGCAUGAUGCGGUGCUUGCCAUCUCUUCGUUUCCGCACGCAAAUCAGAUUGCUGGCUUACGCGCGGCUCGAACAAUGCUUGACAUGAUUGCAGUAACCUUGCCGCUCUGGUUAAUACUUGCAGUAUGGCUGCUUCCACGGCUGAGUGUGAAGCUUUGCUGCUGCUUCAUCCGCUGGACACCAAGAUUUAACGUGGCCAGGAGGAUUUGGCGGUGGAAGCAUCCGAAGAGCAAGACCCGGUGAGAAUGUUAAGAGGGAUUCCACAGAGGCGUGACGUGUGUUCCUCCUGAAGGUCCCAAGUUCCACCUUCCGUCCUUUUUGAGUGCCAGGGGAAGUUCCACAAGGAGCUGAGACUCUUCGACUCGACGCCCUGUGGAGGUCGUGGAUUGUUUAGUCUCACCUUGCCUCCGCGGCGUUUGUUGCCUGUUUGCAUUGGGGGUUGACUUGGCUUUGCCAACUUCCACAAAGGAAGACCUCGAAGCAAACGAAGUGGUAGUGAGGCAAACGUUUGAGGAAGAUGACACCUAGUAGCCUUCCGUCCGCCUCAGUAGUCAGUAGAUAGACAUUUAGUUUAGUUGUGCAUGUCAGUGAACAUCGCCCAGACCUCGCUUGAAAAAGA
Molecule: messenger RNA, 1587 nt
Organism: Durusdinium trenchii
Lineage: Eukaryota; Dinophyceae; Suessiales; Symbiodiniaceae
Source: the annotation of a GenBank genome assembly